AUGCUACCUGUUUCAGAGUUGCUGUUUCUGAUGGUAUUAGGAAUCUCUUUAGGUGAUGAAGACAAAGAUUGCAUUCAAGAACGAAUAUCACUAAUCAACCCUUCUUACGUGGAACAAAAACUUGAUCGUUUCCAGUCCGAAUUACAGGAGCUAAAAUCUAAGCUUGAAAACCGCGUACUGUUUACAAGAUGGGGAAGGAGAGAUUGUCCUCAAGGUAUUUCAAACCUGGUGUACGCUGGCUUCACGGGCGGUUCGCAUUAUACACACAAAGGAGGCGCUGCUGAAUAUGUAUGUCUUCCACCAGAUCCAACAUGGGGCGUUUUUAAAUAUUUAGAACACACUGAUGUUGGUUAUAUGUACGGAGCUGAGUACGAGACUCCGGAGCAGAUGUUCGGAGUAUCGCAUACUAAGGAGGACAUUCCGUGUGCUGUAUGUGAGGGUACGUCCCAUUCGGUGGUCCUCAUGAUUCCUGGAAGGGUCAAUUGUUACCCUAACUGGGUGGAGGCAUACCAUGGGAACUUGGUGUCCGGUUACCAUAAUCACGAAGCUGCCAGUCAAUAUAUAUGUAUGGAUGGAGAUCCACAGACGGUUCCCGGAGGUGGAGCCGUAGACGAUAACGGUAAACUGGUGUAUGGAGUUAAAACAGUGUGCGGAUCUCUGCUAUGUCCGCCAUACGAAAAUGACAAAUUCUUAUCGUGCGUCGUAUGUUUGAAAUGA
Molecule: messenger RNA, 717 nt
Organism: Pecten maximus
Lineage: Eukaryota; Metazoa; Mollusca; Bivalvia; Pectinida; Pectinidae
Exons: 1
Coding region: 1-717 (238 amino acids)
Source: RefSeq, a predicted model, not a curated record